CUCCAUUGGUCUAUCAUUAAUCUCUCUAGUCCAGGUUCCUUUCCCUCCAUGUUUUCUAUUAAUAAUCUUCGUAUUGCCUAUUCGGGAAUCACUUUACGGGUGGAAAAUUCGCAUUGAGGAAAUGCCGCCAAAGGGUUCAUGGGGGUUCUCUCUGUUUGGAAACGGGGAUUCUGCCUCCGACGAAAGAAAUAUCGAUGGGUCUCCAAAAAAUUCUCCGUCUCCUCCUUCUUUGAGAUUACAAUUAAAUAAAGAUGUCUACAGGCCUGGGGAUCUAGUUUCUGCGACUAUUCAGAUUCAAAACCAUUGUACCUCUACUGAUCAAUCUGAAAUUCAGCAGGAAGAUGACGACGAUGCUUGCUCACUUCUGGUGGAAAGACUUGGGUUCGAAAUCAUUGGGACUGAGAAAUUGGAUACUCAGUGGUUCUCAUUGCAGAAGCCAUUACCUGGAACAAAGCAUAGAAGAGGUGAGAAGGUCUUCCUGGACUGUUCGACACCUCAUGUGGUUUCAAAUCAGAUUGUCUCCGCUGGUGCCACCAAAACUUAUAUGGUCAGAAUGGAACUACCUGAUAAUAUACCACCAUCAUACAGGGGUACAACCAUUCGUUAUUUUUACUAUGUUAGAACUACAUUAUCUGGGAGACUGCUGGCGUUGGAGAGAGGUUCUCGCCAAGACUCAAUGAACGAAACAAUUUUACUGGAAGAUCGUAUUCCAUUGCAAAUAUGGGUGACACAGAAAACCAGUGGCAUGCUAACUGAAGAUCAAAGUGAUGGAAUUUUGCAGGCUACGACUAUCUCAAAGGACAUAUACUGGAAGGAGAAGGAUUCCGAUUCUGAAUGGGCAAGAGCCAAUGAAACAUUUGAUGGAGGUGAAGAAGGAUAUGACAGCUCAAGAGAUGAGACAUUGUCUGUUUCUUCCUACAAUCCCUCAAAGGGAAAUUUAAACACGGCUUUUGGAAGUUCUUUGUCCUUGCAAUCAGCUGCAACGAGGUUUUCAAACAAGGAUGUUCUACACUUACAAGGAGAACGCUCUAGCUUAUCUUCAUAUCUGGCACUUCCUCGUGUAUCUGUUGCUGAAGUCUUACAUGAUUCGAGUGGUGAUGUACUGUCGGGUAAGAAGUCUCCUGCUGUUCUGCCUCCUAGUAAGCAGAGAAAGCAUCCCUUUUCCCCUGAUGAAGAUACCGGAGUUUCUCCUGUUGCUGGGACUUCUGAAGCUGCGGCAUCAGAAGGCUUUGUGCGAGGGAGAUCCUACAAUAUUAGGCUAGAUGACCAAGUGUUGCUCCGGUUUUCUCCAAAAAAUUCUGAUUCGACAUACUACUUCAGUGACAUGAUUGGGGGCACUUUGACUUUCUUUCAUGAAGAAGGGGCUAGGAGAUGCCUUGAGGUCUCAAUAACCUUAGAAACUUCAGAAACAAUAAGUCAGCGUUUUGUCCAUCUUUCGCGUAGAAAUGCUCCUAUGCUUACAAAGAUUCAGAGCGAUCAUUAUGAGGUUGUUGCGGAUUUAGUACAGACAAGCUUUCUUUUCUCUAUUCCCAUGGAUGGGCCCAUGUCUUUUUCGACUCCCCUUGUUUCUGUACAAUGGGCUCUUCGGUUCGAGUUCUUCACCACUCCUAAGAAUGGGGAUUGGAGAAGAUACGAGCAUCCUCUUCUUAUUGAGGGAAGAGAUAAAGGGGAAUGGGUACUUCCGAUAGCUGUACACGCACCUCCACCGCGAGCUCAGCCUACUAAUACAAGAAAUGAGAGGUCUGAUUCUUUCGGACCCUUGUGGAAUCGUAACUGAAGGUUAGUUUGUCCUACAUCGAAACUCUUAAACAUCUUUUUUUUUGUAACUCAUUAUGUUUGACAUCUUGUAUGUGUAAUCUUCAAUUUUUGAUACGGUAACAUAAGAGUUCGUUUAUCUGAUGUUUAUGAAGUCCUAUAUUUGGAUAAAAGGUUCAAAUCUUUUCUGGGCAGAGGGUUAUAACAAGGCCGAUGAUGCUAAUAACAGAGAUUUAUUAUUUCUGUGGCAGUCAGUUAUUGUAUAGAGCCUUUAAAUCACAAAUAGUAUCAAGAAACAGAUAAUUUAGGUU
Papaver somniferum (opium poppy) is the source of this 2066-nucleotide messenger RNA. RefSeq lists its product as uncharacterized. Gene Ontology annotation, biological process: retrograde transport, endosome to Golgi. The coding region runs from base 122 to 1777 and encodes 551 amino acids. The transcript has 12 exons. NCBI's taxonomy places the organism in Eukaryota, Viridiplantae, Streptophyta, Magnoliopsida, Ranunculales, Papaveraceae. The record is from RefSeq and is a predicted model, not a curated record. Gene Ontology annotation, cellular component: Golgi membrane; Ric1-Rgp1 guanyl-nucleotide exchange factor complex.